Messenger RNA from Episyrphus balteatus (marmalade hoverfly), 1639 nucleotides. Its product is annotated as probable cytochrome P450 309a2. The record is from RefSeq and is a predicted model, not a curated record. NCBI's taxonomy places the organism in Eukaryota, Metazoa, Arthropoda, Insecta, Diptera, Syrphidae. Gene Ontology annotation, molecular function: heme binding; iron ion binding; oxidoreductase activity, acting on paired donors, with incorporation or reduction of molecular oxygen. The transcript is spliced from 7 exons. Bases 53 to 1570 code for a protein of 505 amino acids.
UUUUGAUUUAGUUCAUCACUAAGUUUCUUAGUGUCGGGGUACUUAAGAAAAAAUGGCAGUCUUAACGCUUGUUUUGUGCUUCCUUAGUGCUAUUGCUGGACUAAUUUAUUUAUAUUUAUCAUGGAACUUCGAUUUUUGGAAGAAACGAGGUGUAAAAGGACCCGAACCAAAACUGAUCUUCGGAAGUAUUCCAAGUAUUGUAAAGCGUAAUCGUAAUUUAGCCUUUGACAUGCAAGAGUUAUAUGAAAAAUAUAAAAAAUCAGGAGAAAGAUUUAUUGGAAUAUUCAUGACCAGAAAUCCCCAAAUUUUGGUUAUCGAUCCGAGUUGUGCUCGUGAAGUAAUGGUUACUAAUUUUAAGGCUUUUCGUGAUAAUGAACCAUCUUUAUGGGUUAAUAGAAAGUUAGAAAGGGUCUCUCGAAUGAAUCCAUUUUUAACACUUGGUUCGGAAUGGAAAGCAAUCAGAAAUGAAUUUAUGGGUGGAUUAAGUCCAAACAAGGUCAAACAAGCUCACCCAAUUAUGAUGGAAAUCUGCCAAAAGUUGAUAAACUAUAUUAAAGCUUCCACUGAGAAAUCAGGCAACAAAAUUGAAAUCAAAAGUCUCUGCUAUAAAUAUACAAUGGAAGUAGUUACAGACUUUGUUUGGGGUAUUAAUGCUGAUACUUUGAAAAUCGAUGAAACACCAAAUAAAAUGUUUACCAUGUCUCGAAAUCUGUUGGAAAAGUCUUUUCUUAAAAUUGGAUUUUACUACAUUAGCGGAGUGGCUCCUUUUAUAAGAAAUAUCAUUAAUACACGAUUUUAUCCUGAAGAAAGCGAUGAAUUCUUUUCUGGAGUUCAAAAAGAAGCUUUGGAAAUGAGACUUCGGAAUAAAAAUGAUCGUCCAGAUUAUUUAAAUUAUUUAAUUCAAUUGCAAGAGAAGAAAAAUAUAAAAUUGGAAGAUAUGGUUGGUCAUAGUUUGUCGGUUUUGUUGGAUACUUUUGAGACGACAGGAUCUGUGAUAGUUCAUGCAUUGUAUUAUUUGGCCAAUAACCAAACCUCACAAAAUAAAUUAAGGGCAGAAAUUAUGGCAAAUCUGGACGAAAACGGUUCAAUGAGCUAUGAUGUCUUAAUGGAACUUCCAUACUUGGAACAAUGUAUUCUAGAAACAAUUCGUGUCAUAACCCUUCUAUCAGUUUCUUCACGAAUGUGUAACGAAGAAACAUAUUUGGAAAAUAGACCAAAUCACAAGGUUAAAAUUGAACCUGGAAUGAUAGUUCACAUUCCAACGUUUUCAUUCCAUCAUGAUCCAGAAAUAUUCCCAAAUCCAGAUGAAUUUAUUCCCGAACGUUUUGAUAAUGAUCGAGCAAAGGAACUUAAUCAGCAAGGAUAUUUCUUUCCAUUUGGUGAUGGACCAAGGAUAUGUGGAGGAAUGAAAUUCGGACAGUUGGAAGCUAAAGCUGCAGUUGUUGAAAUCAUCAAAAAUUUCCGUUUAAAGAGAGAAAAGAAUGAUCCGCAAUUAUUUAUUAAUCCAACAUCAUUUAUACUUGGCUUGUCUGGUGAUAUAUUUUUAGAAUUUGAAGCUAUUCCACAGUGAUGAUUUAAAUUACAUAUAUAUAAAUUUGUAAAAUUAACUUUUUUUGUUAAUAAAAAAAUUCAAAAAGUA